Molecule: messenger RNA, 3268 nt
Organism: Xiphias gladius (swordfish)
Lineage: Eukaryota; Metazoa; Chordata; Actinopteri; Istiophoriformes; Xiphiidae
Exons: 9
Coding region: 1357-2484 (375 amino acids)
Cellular component (GO): plasma membrane
Molecular function (GO): transmembrane signaling receptor activity
Source: RefSeq, a predicted model, not a curated record
CACACCCACCUUACUCACCUGUUCCCAUUUCCCUCAUUAGCUCCCCAGCAUACAUACUGGUCCAUUCCCGCUUUCCUGCUGCCAUUGUCUUUGACUUCCACCUGCUUCUUUCGCUUUUACUGGUGGUUUUUGAGCCUGCCCGCUUGUAAGACUUUGUUGUCAUCACUAUGCGCAUGAUUAAAGUUUUUCUUCACUGCACCUACCUGCCCACCUGCGUCUGCAUUUGGAUCCUCCUUCCUGUGCUCCGUACACCAACCGGCAGAUAGACCUGCCCAGCGGAGGUCGAGGGACUUGUGAAAUAAAAAGGAGGCGUCCGUAAAACCGGCUUUUUCUUCUCUUCAGUCGCGCCCAGACGUGCUGCUGUAGCUGCUCGGGAUUCUCGUCGUCCCUGCCCUCAUCCUAGGGCUGGCCUUGAUGGUGAUCUGCACUGAGAGCGACGCCAAACCUGAUGGCGAGGCAACAGGAAAAACACGAGCAACUGAAACUUCCCAUUUCUUCUUUCUUCUAUUUACCAGCUGAAAAGAUUUUCACAGCGACCUGCGCCCCACAGUGUGCUCACCGUGCUUAGGUCUCUACUGGGACUAUUGGGCAUUUUCAGCCGCGCCGGGAGUGCGGCUCUAGGGAUGGCUUUGUCCGUUGCUCAGGCCCCAACUUCGGUCCAGGCUGAAAUAUCCCGACACCUAUUGGGUGGAUUCCCGUGAAGUUUGCUACGGAGGCUUACGGAGCCUCCUGACUGUCGUGAUCCCUGGACCGUUCCUCUGCUGCUACCAGGAGGUGUACAUUUGUGGUUUGUAGUUAAAUGCCUCAGUGACUAUUGAAUACAUUGCCCUGAAAUUUUUGUACACACAUUCAUGUUUCUCUCGGGAUGAGCUUUAAUAACUCUGCUGAUCACUGAACUUUUCAUCUGGCACCACCAGUAUUUUGUCCAGCAAGUAGGACAAAAUAAAUAAAAAGCCACCCUCCUACAUAUUGUUUAUUUUAUUGAAUCGUCUUACCAUGAGACAUGUGAUAGAGUUAAAUUGCAGAACUGCAGCCAAUCGGUGUAGUGGAUCAUCAGUAGUAGCCGGUAUGUUGACGAGCUGCGGCCUGUUUCGGCAGAGGCCAACGUGAGUCCACCUCAGGUGAAUCCCAGCAGCUUCCUCAGGUCACCGUUUCAAUGAGAAGUCAAUCGUCAACGUGCAGGUAAGAUCAGACCCUGCAGCAGGGAGAGAGACGGAUGGAGAGUGGAGCUGUGUGUGUGUGUGUGUGUGUGUGUGUGUGUGUGCUUGGAGGAGGAGGGACUCCAUCGUUUAGAGAAGUUCAGGACUCUCCAGUGAAGAAGGAAGAGAGGCAGCGGUAAACCCUCGGCGCCUCAACAUGAAAAUCGUUCACACUUUGAUCUGCUGCUUCUACCUCUCUCUGCAGGGUGGAAUCGCACAGAUCUUCAUUUACUCAGGCCCCGAAGGAGGAAACGUCACAGUUGAGUGUCCCGUUUUUUCGUGGGGAACGACCAAGAUCUUCUGCAAGGAAACGUGUGAAACGGGCAACGUCCUCAUUGAUACGAGAGAGAGCUCUCAGCGGGGCAGAUACCGCAUCGACGACGGUGGAAAUAGGGUUUCUGUGACCAUCACAGGGCUGACCAAGUCCGACUCGGGGAUGUACAGCUGUUCGCGAGGAACAACUGUACAAACCAAGUUAGAAAUCAUUGUCACGGAUGUGCAGCUGGAUGGAACCCGCGGUCCUUCGGAGGAAAAACCCCUCUAUAAAAGAGCUGGAGGAAAUGUCACAGUUAAAUGCAUCUUUCGUAACGGAGGCGAAUGGAAAUACUUCUGUAAGGAAGAAUGUAAAGAGGUAGACAUUCUCGUUGAAACACCUGGUUUCUUGGAUCAGCGAGGCAAAUACAGCCUCAGAUAUUUAACGGAUUCUUUGACGAGAGGAUUUGUGUUUGUGACCGUCACACAGCUGACCAAGUCUGACUCAGGACGGUACAGGUGUGGUGUGGGCAGAAGGUCACGAAAGAACUUUUGGGACUUUGAGAUCAUUGUAACAGAUGUCCCAUCGGCCUCCACGCCACCGGCAACAUCAUCAUCAACUUCAUCAGCCUUCCGUAAAAUCAACAACCUGCCACCCGAGUCUGAGGCACCAAAUACUGAAGCUGCCACGGAUACGCCGCUGUAUGUGGGCCUGACCCUCGCCGCCGUUGUCGUCCUGUUAACGGUGGCUGUGCUGAUCUUCUGCAAAAAGAGGAUUUAUAAACCCAAGGAACCUCCUGAGGGGAAACAGGAUGAUUUUGUGGCAGCGGCCAACAGAGUGUACGACGAUAUCAGAGAGGAGGCCAGUUUCCAGCGCAAAGAUGAAGAUGACUCCAGUAAAUGCAUCUACGCCAGGGUGAAUUUUUCCAGCAAAACCGCCGGUCCAUCCAGCAGCGACCCCUGCGGCGACGACGGUUCCGUUAUUUAUUCCGUCCUUCAGGCAGAAGCGAGCUCCGGUGCCAGUCGCACCUGAGAAGACCCACCUCUGCCCUCUGCGCUCACGUACAACAGGAAACUGGUCUGAACGAGCAACAACUGUGCAAAUAAUCUGAAACCUAUUAGAAGUGUGUUUGUGUGAACAUGACUUUUCCUGUGACAUCUUAUCAAAAGUCAUAUUUCUGUCCUCGGUAACGUAACCACACAUGUGCUGCCUCAACACUUUGUAAGCUGCUUUUACUACUUCUACUUUUGCUAAUCUUAUUUUAAGUUAAUUUUAUUAAAGUAUUAUUAUCACAGUAAGUUAUUGGGGUUAAAGUAAACUCUUUAUUGGAGAAGACAGCAUAAGGCUUACCAUGAAAUAGUUGGUUCGAAUUAGGAUAAAGGCUAAAUUUACACAAAUUUAAAAUAAUAGGAUAAAAACAGUAACAUCAAUGAAUAAAUGUGACAACUUAUUUUCCCAAAUGUGUGAUAUCUGUAAAGGUGUGAUCUGGUCAUGACUAGUACUUGUUGAAAGGUUCUGUACAGUCUGUAGCAGGUCAGUAGAAAUGCUGGUUUUCAUACACUGCUGUGGCACAGUCAAACUAAUAACACAGGCAACCAACAUUUUGAAUGAAAAAUCCUUGUAAUGAAAAGUCUUUUUGUAAAGUUAGGGACACGCGUCUUUCUGAGACUCCUCGGUUAUCAAGAACAGUGACAAAAGAGAGGGAGCUGCAGGCUGAAGGCUGAUAAAUGACACGUUUAUUUUAAAAGAGGAGCCUAACGUUAACACAAAAUGAACAAAAAACAAGCUGAGGUGUUGCAGUGGAUACAGUCAGUAG